AUGGCGGACGGUCUCACAAAUUUUAAUCUCUUUGCUCUUUCGUUGUUCCUACUUGUUUGUAUGGAUAUGGUGAGAUCUCUAGUUAUCCAUCAGUUAUUUAUUCGUAGCAUUCUUUGAACUUUGUUGGAAAUUUGUAUUUACCCUUCUCGUUCACGUGGAAAUUAAUUACUAACUGUGUACAAUUAAAAGGUUUGCAGUAUUGAACCUCGUGGGGAGGAGUUAGUUUUCACUGUGGAGCACUGCCUAAGUGAAGGUAAGUCUCUCUUUUUUAGUGAAUUUAUUAUAGACUUUCAUAACUUCUGCACCACAAACAUAGAAAAAAAUGUACAGGUAAUGCAUGGUUCAAUUUGACCUGUUAAUUUUUUUCUUUCUUUAGAAGAAGAUGCAGUUUUUAAACCAAGGUAAUAGUGUUGCUAUUUUAUCAUGUUACUAAACUGUUUAGAAAGUGUUCCUGUGUGAGUUUGUUGAGGAAAGAGGAAAUAAAGUGAGUAAAGGGAAGAAGGGGGAAGGGUGAAAAAAAAAUACUUGCCCACAAACCCAACUAUUAAUGUCCCUUAAUAUUUCACUGUUCAGUUCAUAAUAACAGGUCAACUGUUUGAUUCCAGAUUAUUAAUUAUUUUUUUGUUAGGUACACUGAUUCUCAGUCAGUGGAAAUUGAGAAUCGUCAAGGUUACCGGUAAAUCAAAAUUUACCAGAAAUCAAAUUUGACAGGGAUAUUUAAUGUGUCAGAGCAUGCCACUCGACUAAGGAAAAAAAGAGUUGAUUCUUGCAUUAAAGGUUUAAUAAUAUUAUUUAUAAAUGGCUAGUUAGUAAUAUACAACACAUAAAUUUCCUAUUACAAUAGCUGCAACAUUUUGCUAAGGCUGAAACAUAUUUUUUUUGCAUAGGGGAACCAUUUAUGUUAAGACAGUCAAGAGUUCUACUGGAACAAUAUCACAGACAGAACCACUAUCAUUGGAUGAAGUUGAGAAUCUGAAGGUAAUGCAUGCAAUAAUUUUUCAAUAAAGGCUGCUUUGGACAUUGGUAAUAAUUACCAAUGCCAAGCAACCUUUAUUGAAUCAUUGUGCACUGGGAAUCUAUUGUUUGGUGGUCACUCAAGCAAAUCAUCAUGUUGUUCUGUUUACCCAAAGCCCAAGUGCCAAUGACCAAUUGCCAAAGCAACCUUUAUUGAAUUAGGUAUACAAUGUAUCUUCAUAAGGUGCUUUAAUAGGGCUUAUAUCCAAGGGGGCUUAUAGCCAGGGUAGAAAAAAGCACUUCUUAACAAGCUAUGGUAGUCCUGAUUAAAAUAUCUUUAAUUGCAUUAAUAUUAUUUUUUACUAGUUUUUAGUCAAGCUUCAAAACUUCAAAAUAAAUCAAAUUCAUUUCAAUACAUUUGGAGGAGGCUUAUAUCUGACGAGGGGGGGUUGGGGCUUAUACCACGGUAAUCAGAUGAGAUGUAAUUUCUUUUACAGGUUGAUGGGCCUAUAACUGGUCAUGGGCGAGGGGGAGUCGGAGGGCUUAUAAGUUGGGGAGCUUAAAAGCAGCAGUACAGUUUACAUUUUGUGGCACAAUAGUACAUAUUGUAUCACUAGUCGCCUUUGUGGAGCAAAUAAAAUUAAUAAAAUCACCAGCUAACUUAUUGUAAUGUAUUUAAGAGAUGCAUUCCAUGUUAAAUCCAUCCUUUGAAUUUCGUUAUCCCUUAGGACCUGGCAUUAAAAGAUGGGUACUACAGAAUACAGUUGCGCCCAAAGUCCAUGGAUGGUGGUGUAGGCAUUGAUAGCAGUGUUUCUACAUUUGUGAAAGCUGUAAGUUUAGCUGCAUUUUGAAUAUACCAUUUAAUACCAUCUUUUUAUCAUUGAAGUAUGCAGACUCUUCGGUAACUUGAUUUUUAUCUUGGUUGGUUGUCUGCUUUAUUCAGAAUCUGACAUUUCCUUGAACCCUUAUAAUGCACAAGUGCAAAGAAAUUCUUAAUGUAUGUGUUGUGGUUCAAUUUUGCCCUUGGUUUAAUUUUUAUUUUUCUUUGUUUUAAACUGAUUAUCAUACAUUACCAUACCCAAAAACAAAGGAAAAUAAAAAUUAAACCAAGGAUCAAAUUGAACCACAACACAUGUAUUAUAUACAUGUACAAAUAUGUGGUUGUUAACCAUUUCAUUCAUGUUCACAUGACUUUGAACAUUCUUAGUUAAAAAACUCACAUGUUAAUCGAAACAAGUUUUUUAAAUGGUGAACUUAGGGACGGCAGAGGAAAGAGGACUAAUAAUAAUAAUAAUAAUAAUAAUAAUAAUAAUAAUAAUAAUAAUAAUAAUAAUAAUAAUAAUAAUAAUAAUAAUAAUAAUAAUAAAUUUUUCCAAACAUAAUUAUUGUUUGGAAAAAUUUCCCACCAAACUUAACCUUUCUUUUAAUAGAUCUUUUUGUAGUGGGCCAGAACACAAUGUUGUCAAUACAUUACUAAGUAAAAAGCAGUAGCAUCAGCAAUAAUAUUAUUUUUAAUAAUAAAAUUGAAAUUAAUUUUGUAAUUACAGUCAUGUCACAAAUAAAAGGAGACUCAGAAAAAAAUUGAACUUAUGAAUGUCUUGACUUCUAAGAAUUUUAAAAAUGUUCUUCAUAUGACUUUUAUCACAUAUCAUCUAUGCUAUGUACAGCUGACAUGGAAAGCAAAUUGUUUAUGUUUAAUUCUUUUACUCCUUUACCAGUGUUCCCUGUUUACAUCAAAACUUACAGAGACAAUAACUUUAACACUCGAUAACACAGGUAUGCAGUAUGUUUCCAGUUGAAUCUGUUACAGCUGUCUAUUAUAAACAAGGAAAAAAAUGUAGUUGCUUGAAAUUCUUCCAGCAGAAUUAUUUAUUCAGGCCUACCGUGAGAGCUUAAUUAGAAUGUUUGAUUUUAUUAAGGCCACUUAUAUGGUGUCGGGCUGAUUGUUCCUGAUGGGGGCUGCCAAGCAAAGAGUCUUAACUGGGUAAGUGAUUGUUAUUAAUUGUUGUGUACAUUCAAUGUAACUAUCAGUAUGCAUUUUCUCCAUGAUGUUCUUUAUACAUUUCCUAUGUUACUGAGGAGGAGAAUUUGCGUAACAAUAAAGACGUUUUUAGUUGGUGAUCAAUUCCUUUAUUCUCAUGACCUUUAUGUUUCAUUCAGCCAUGUUGCCGUAAGGAGAAAUAAGAUGCUGGUUUCUCCUGGGAAUUUUAAUGGUCAAGAAGGCUGAUAAGUAUAAGCAAACGUAGCACUAUUUUCCAGAACAAAAGCUGUUGUGUAAGCAUAAAAAAAAGACCAGUUGAAUGAACAUUUUUUAAGAAUUUUAAAAAACAACUUGUAUUUCAUGGAUUAUCAGACUCAUCACCUAUAGCUAUAAGUACAAAGGAGGUAGCUAUGGAGUCCCUGUAAAAUGUAAGGGGACUAGUGGAUCCAAGAAAAAACUGUCAUGAACUCUUAUACAUUGUACACUAUUACCCUGAGAAACCCAGUGGAAAGGGUAGAAGUAUGCAAAUUCCUUCUUAUUCAUAGUGUCAGCAUUUACUUUUGACAAAAACAGUGGCACUACAGUAGUCAUGCACUAAACUAUGUCCAGUUCAAUAACAGUAUCAAAUAAUAAUGCUUUGGUUGUCUGUUUUUCAAUUCUCAAGGAUGCUGUAAGCUUACCUUCUCAAUUUAAUUCAUCAGUGGUAGUAAUGCUUCAAGGAACAGGACAGCUGUGAGUUUAUUUUAACAAUUACAUGUAUUAUUAAUAACAACUGGUUUUGUUUCAUCUGUACUCAGGUGGCAGUAGUUGAGAGUCUUUUACCUUUUUUUACUGAACUCAUUGAAGUAUACACACUCCUUUGCUUGCUAGUUCACCUCAAUUCUUUCUUUCCUUCACUCCACCCAUGUGCAGGUACACUGCUCUCCAUUACCAACCAUUCAGUCAAUCCACUUCACACUGACCCCAAAGGAAGUACUGUCUCUUAAUAUAGCCAUUUAAAUUAAAUUAAGUCACUCCUGUCAGCCUACAGUGAGCCUCUUGAAGUCUGUGCUGGGCAUAAAAAUUUGAAUAAUAAUAAUGUUAUUCAUCAAAAGCUAAGGAUCAAAAUGGAUUUCUCCCAAAGCCUCCGAAAGCUUAGGGUGAAAGGGCAAGAAAAAAAGGAAACAAAAUCACUUAAUAGCCGUAUCUCAAAUCCAGAAUAAUUUUAUGUAGAAAAUUAGUGUCUUGGGUGACAACUAUGCUAUUAGGCCUUGAAAAUCUCCAGUUGACAACAAAAUUGUUAAAAGACUGUCAUCAAAAUAAUGGGAUAUUUCUUGAAAAACAAAACCAUCUACUCCCCUCAUCAAUCCCACCCCUUGCUUGCAACAGGAAACAAUCAACACUGUAACCAGUGGCACAAUAAUAAUAUUGCUUAGAGGGGGUGGGGAAUGAAAAGUUUCACAUUACCUUUUCAUGUAGAUAGCAUUGGAUUGUCUCAACUACUAUAAAUCUUUUUGCAUAUAUUAUUGUAGCUACCUACAUUCCACUGCAUGCUAAGUGAUCCACACACAAAACGAAUAACAAAUUUGAAUACCUGGCUACACUUAAUUGGCCCUUUGGGUCUCUUUUCAUGAGGAGUUUAUUUCAUUGCUGGGUACUUAGUCUGUAUCUGGUGCAUGUUGCAGUCCUGAUACUCAGACUUACAUUCAAAGACUGGAGAAGGAGAAACGAGAGAAGCAAGCUGGGAAGACACAAGACAAUAGAUCAUUUUUAGCUAAAUACGUGAGUUGAGUUAUGAUUUUUUCUUUUCACGUGCAUGUUUAUGUUGUUGUUAAAGUUUAAUAUCCUCAUUUAAAAUUUCAUUUUACUUUGUUACGACAGCAACGGCUAGGAAAAGGUCACUUAAAAAGUGAAUUUGCGCUGCUUCAAACUUUAUCACAGUGACUCUUAUUUCAUCUCAUUCAAUUCAUCGAAUGUUGGCAAAUUUUUCUGGAGUUAAAAUUCUAAGAGAUUGUAUUGAAGUUCAGGAAAAAAAAAAGCAAGUCGUUGCAAGUGUUCAUGUCCUUCACAAAACGUGAAAUUAGGCACUUUCACAUUGUAGUCAUGCAUUGAUGGCAAAGAAAUAUACAAAAAAGUGUGAUGCACAUGCAGAGUUGUUGUUUUGCCAAUCUAAGCCUAUUGCUUUUUUGCUGUCCUCAUUGAUGUCGCUGCCAUCAUUGCUUAAGCUCCCAAAAAACAAUGAACUUCACCCCAGCCAGUGAAAUGUAUGAGACAGUGUUAAUUAAUAAACUUCAAUCUUACUUUGUGGCACUUAUUGUAACUUUUUUGACUUGCUACAUUGUAUUCUAAAACGUUGGCAUGUUGCAACUUUUUAAACUCUUUCUUACCUUAGGGUACCUAUGUAUUAUCAAAUGAAAUGAGUGACAAAAACCAACAAUAAUUACUUUCCUUGAUCUCAAGGUGGUUUGAUUUUAUUUUUCUUGCAGUGGAUGUACAUUGUUCCUGUUGUAAUAUUUAUGAUGCUUACCUCUCAGCAGCCAGAGCAACAGGAGGGGUCUAGUCAAUGA
This is a messenger RNA of Porites evermanni, 5481 nucleotides long. The record is from the annotation of a GenBank genome assembly. Lineage: Eukaryota; Metazoa; Cnidaria; Anthozoa; Scleractinia; Poritidae.